Schistosoma turkestanicum is the source of this 8955-nucleotide messenger RNA. The record is from the annotation of a GenBank genome assembly. NCBI's taxonomy places the organism in Eukaryota, Metazoa, Platyhelminthes, Trematoda, Strigeidida, Schistosomatidae.
AUGCGUCAAUCAGUUGACAACACUAGCACGCAAACUGACCCGAUGAUUCAGACAGUAUCAAUUCCCGCAGUAAUACCGAAUAAAACGAUCGAUGUCCAAACACAGUCAGGUUUUGUUAAAUGUGAUUCAGAAACACAAACUUUACACGAACCUCACGCAGUACCGGUUAUAAAGGAUGUCAGUGUUAGACAUGAAUCACAUCACGUACAAACAGUAAACAAGAAACUACAGGCAAUGGUAUCUCUUCCGUCAGAUGAUGUGUGUUUGCAAACAGACGAGCUAACGGUACAUACUGUCAAACCUAUCACUCAGGCAGUUUAUCGGGCCCCGGAAGUCGAACACAAGCAAACACAAGCGGAAUUUAUGAAAACCGCUGUAAAAACAUAUGAUAUACAAACACAGUCAGGUACAGUAGUCAGUACACAAUCCACGCAAACUAUUCUAGAGGAACGACCACUAGUCCAUACAGCAGAUGUUGGUGUGAUUCAUAGUGAGAAAUCACCAUCACUGGUAAACAAGAAAUUGCAAGUAACCAUGCGUCAAUCAGUUGACAACACUAGCACGCAAACUGACCCGAUGGUGCAAAUUCCAGUUGUUGUGCCCAAGACCACAUUCGAUGUUGUCACUCAGUCUGGUACAAUAUUCUGUGCACAAGCUGUUCAGACUGUUCCUGAGGAACGACCUAUACUACACACUGCGGACGUCAGUGUAAUUCAUUCUGAGAAAUCGCCAUCUGUGUUGCACAGGAAUGUUCAGGCAACCGUGCGUCAAUCACUUGAGAACUCUAGCACGCAAACUGACCCGAUGGUGCAAAUUCCAGUUGUUGUGCCCAAGACCACAUUCGAUGUUGUCACUCAGUCUGGUACAAUAUUCUGUGCACAAGCUGUUCAGACUGUUCCUGAGGAACGACCUAUACUACACACUGCGGACGUCAGUGUAAUUCAUUCUGAGAAAUCGCCAUCUGUGUUGCACAGGAAUGUUCAGGCAACCGUGCGUCAAUCACUUGAGAACUCUAGCACGCAAACUGACCCGAUGGUGCAAAUUCCAGCUGUUGUGCCCAAGACCACAUUCGAUGUUGUCACUCAGUCUGGUACAAUAUUCUGUGCACAAGCUGUUCAGACUGUUCCUGAGGAACGACCUAUAUUACGCACUGCGGAUGUUAAUGUGAUUCAUGGUGAGAUGUCACCGUCGCUAGUAAGCAAGAAACUGCAAGCAACCAUGCGUCAAUCACUUGAGAACUCUAGCACGCAAACUGACCCGAUGGUGCAAAUUCCAGUUGUUGUGCCCAAGACCACAUUCGAUGUUGUCACUCAGUCUGGUACAAUAUUCUGUGCACAAGCUGUUCAGACUGUUCCUGAGGAACGACCUAUACUAAAAACUGCGGAUGUUAGUGUGAUUCACAGUGAGAAAUCACCAUCACUGGUAAACAAGAAAUUGCAAGUAACCAUGCGUCAAUCAGUUGACAACACUAGCACGCAAACUGACCCGAUGAUUCAGACAGUAUCAAUUCCCGCAGUAAUACCGAAUAAAACGAUCGAUGUCCAAACACAGUCAGGUUUUGUUAAAUGUGAUUCAGAAACACAAACUUUACACGAACCUCACGCAGUACCGGUUAUAAAGGAUGUCAGUGUUAGACAUGAAUCACAUCACGUACAAACGGUAAACAAGAAACUACAGGCAAUGGUAUCUCUUCCGUCAGAUGAUGUGUGUUUGCAAACAGACGAGCUAACGGUACAUACUGUCAAACCUAUCACUCAGGCAGUUUAUCGGGCCCCGGAAGUCGAACACAAGCAAACACAAGCGGAAUUUAUGAAAACCGCUGUAAAAACAUAUGAUAUACAAACACAGUCAGGUACAGUAGUCAGUACACAAUCCACGCAAACUAUUCUAGAGGAACGACCACUAGUCCAUACAGCAGAUGUUGGUGUGAUUCAUAGUGAGAAAUCACCAUCACUGGUAAACAAGAAAUUGCAAGUAACCAUGCGUCAAUCAGUUGACAACACUAGCACGCAAACUGACCUGAUGAUUCAGACAGUAUCAAUUCCCGCAGUAAUACCGAAUAAAACGAUCGAUGUCCAAACACAGUCAGGUUUUGUUAAAUGUGAUUCAGAAACACAAACUUUACACGAACCUCACGCAGUACCGGUUAUAAAGGAUGUCAGUGUUAGACAUGAAUCACAUCACGUACAAACGGUAAACAAGAAACUACAGGCAAUGGUAUCUCUUCCGUCAGAUGAUGUGUGUUUGCAAACAGACGAGCUAACGGUACAUACUGUCAAACCUAUCACCCAGGCAGUUUAUCGGGCCCCGGAAGUCGAACACAAGCAAACACAAGCGGAAUUUAUGAAAACCGCUGUAAAAACAUAUGAUAUACAAACACAGUCAGGUACAGUAGUCAGUACACAAUCCACGCAAACUAUUCUAGAGGAACGACCACUAGUCCAUACAGCAGAUGUUGGUGUGAUUCAUAGUGAGAAAUCACCAUCACUGGUAAACAAGAAAUUGCAAGUAACCAUGCGUCAAUCAGUUGACAACACUAGCAUGCAAACUGACCCGAUGGUGCAAAUUCCAGUUGUUGUGCCCAAGACCACAUUCGAUGUUGUCACUCAGUCUGGUACAAUAUUCUGUGCACAAGCUGUUCAGACUGUUCCUGAGGAACGACCUAUACUACACACUGCGGACGUCAGUGUAAUUCAUUCUGAGAAAUCGCCAUCUGUGUUGCACAGGAAUGUUCAGGCAACCGUGCGUCAAUCACUUGAGAACUCUAGCACGCAAACUGACCCGAUGGUGCAAAUUCCAGUUGUUGUGCCCAAGACCACAUUCGAUGUUGUCACUCAGUCUGGUACAAUAUUCUGUGCACAAGCUGUUCAGACUGUUCCUGAGGAACGACCUAUACUACACACUGCGGACGUCAGUGUAAUUCAUUCUGAGAAAUCGCCAUCUGUGUUGCACAGGAAUGUUCAGGCAACCGUGCGUCAAUCACUUGAGAACUCUAGCACGCAAACUGACCCGAUGGUGCAAAUUCCAGUUGUUGUGCCCAAGACCACAUUCGAUGUUGUCACUCAGUCUGGUACAAUAUUCUGUGCACAAGCUGUUCAGACUGUUCCUGAGGAACGACCUAUACUACACACUGCGGACGUCAGUGUAAUUCAUUCUGAGAAAUCGCCAUCUGUGUUGCACAGGAAUGUUCAGGCAACCGUGCGUCAAUCACUUGAGAACUCUAGCACGCAAACUGACCCGAUGGUGCAAAUUCCAGCUGUUGUGCCCAAGACCACAUUCGAUGUUGUCACUCAGUCUGGUACAAUAUUCUGUGCACAAGCUGUUCAGACUGUUCCUGAGGAACGACCUAUAUUACGCACUGCGGAUGUUAAUGUGAUUCAUGGUGAGAUGUCACCGUCACUAGUAAGCAAGAAACUGCAAGCAACCAUGCGUCAAUCACUUGAGAACUCUAGCACGCAAACUGACCCGAUGGUGCAAAUUCCAGUUGUUGUGCCCAAGACCACAUUCGAUGUUGUCACUCAGUCUGGUACAAUAUUCUGUGCACAAGCUGUUCAGACUGUUCCUGAGGAACGACCUAUACUACACACUGCGGACGUCAGUGUAAUUCAUUCUGAGAAAUCGCCAUCUGUGUUGCACAGGAAUGUUCAGGCAACCGUGCGUCAAUCACUUGAGAACUCUAGCACGCAAACUGACCCGAUGGUGCAAAUUCCAGUUGUUGUGCCCAAGACCACAUUCGAUGUUGUCACUCAGUCUGGUACAAUAUUCUGUGCACAAGCUGUUCAGACUGUUCCUGAGGAACGACCUAUAUUACGCACUGCGGAUGUUAAUGUGAUUCAUGGUGAGAUGUCACCGUCACUAGUAAGCAAGAAACUGCAAGCAACCAUGCGUCAAUCACUUGAGAACUCUAGCACGCAAACUGACCCGAUGGUGCAAAUUCCAGUUGUUGUGCCCAAGACCACAUUCGAUGUUGUCACUCAGUCUGGUACAAUAUUCUGUGCACAAGCUGUUCAGACUGUUCCUGAGGAACCGCGAGUAUCCCAUUCUAUAAAUAGGAAGGUUCAAUGUUCACCUAAUUCGAAAGACAGUUCAGUGCAAGUAGAGGCUUUCGAUGAUAAGGUAGUAUCUAGCAGUACAUCUAUUGCGCACAGCAUUCAAGUCAUACCCCAGCUGACACAAACUACUCCUUCUACUACUUUUGAUGUCCAAAUCCAGUCCGGAGUAAUAUUUUCGUCUGAUGCAACACAGACCAUUGAUUUCAGUCCGGCGACUGAAAUGAAAGAAACCAGUGUCACACAUGAGAAGGAACCUGCAGUCUUGAAGGGGAAGAAGCUUCAGGUUCGCUGUGAUUUGGCUGAUCUGGCAGUGCAGACCGACCAAAUUAUGCCCGCUGUUCAACCAACCAUUUCAUCAACGAUGCAUACUGUGCCAAGCACAUCGCAAUCAAUACAAACUAUCCCAUGUACCACAUAUGAUGUUCAAAUCCAGUCCGGAGUAAUAUUUUCGUCUGAUGCAACACAGACCAUUGAUUUCAGUCCGGCGACUGAAAUGAAAGAAACCAGUGUCACACAUGAGAAGGAACCUGCAGUCUUGAAGGGGAAGAAGCUUCAGGUUCGCUGUGAUUUGGCUGAUCUGGCAGUGCAGACCGACCAAAUUAUGCCCGCUGUUCAACCAACCAUUUCAUCAACGAUGCAUACUGUGCCAAGUACAUCACAAUCAACACAAACCAGUACCACAACACUAGCUGAUGCAUUCUGUCAAGCAAAGUUACCAUCUACCACAUACGAUGUCCAAAUCCAGUCCGGAGUAGUAUAUUCGUCUGAUGGAACACAGACCAUUGAUUUCAGUCCGGCGACUGAAAUGAAAGAAACCAGUGUCACACAUGAGAAGGAACCUGCAGUCUUGAAGGGGAAGAAGCUUCAGGUUCGCUGUGAUUUGGCUGAUCUGGCAGUGCAGACCGACCAAAUUAUGCCCGCUGUUCAACCAACCAUUUCAUCAACGAUGCAUACUGUGCCAAGCACAUCGCAAUCAAUACAAACUAUCCCAUGUACCACAUAUGAUGUUCAAAUCCAGUCCGGAGUAAUAUUUUCGUCUGAUGCAACACAGACCAUUGAUUUCAGUCCGGCGACUGAAAUGAAAGAAACCAGUGUCACACAUGAGAAGGAACCUGCAGUCUUGAAGGGGAAGAAGCUUCAGGUUCGCUGUGAUUUGGCUGAUCUGGCAGUGCAGACCGAUCAAAUUAUGCCCGCUGUUCAACCAACCAUUUCAUCAACGAUGCAUACUGUACCAAGCACAUCGCAAUCAAUACAAACUAUCCCAUGCACCACAUAUGAUGUUCAAAUCCAGUCCGGAGUAAUAUUUUCGUCUGAUGCAACACAGACCAUUGAUUUCAGUCCGGCGACUGAAAUGAAAGAAACCAGUGUCACACAUGAGAAGGAACCUGCAGUCUUGAAGGGGAAGAAGCUUCAGGUUCGCUGUGAUUUGGCUGAUCUGGCAGUGCAGACCGAUCAGAUUAAACCUACUGUUAACUUGAACAGUAAAUUUAUUCAAACCACUUUUAUUCCACAUACGGAUGUAUCAUGUCAGUAUAGUGAGCUCGUGAAGCCUUCAUCGGUUAGUCAUGCAACAACCUCCACAGCUGUUAGUGUUCAAACAGACAUGCCUUAUUCAGCACAUCUACGUGUGGAUCAACGAAACAAGAAAUUCCAAGUAAAUCUAAUAUCUCCUUCAUCUCCAAAGACUCCUCCAAAUGUAACCUCUUCAGGAACGCAAACUUCAGAUUAUGGAUAUCAGAAUGUUAGUAUUAAACAGGUUGAUAAAACAACAGUUUCAUCAGUGGAUGCAUAUAUGAUACAUGAUUCAGUGUCUAACGUGGAAAGCUCUUCACAAGAAAUACCAAAGGUAAAAAUAGAUCAAGAAUGCCAAGUAAAAAUAACUCCUCAACAAUCUCAAAAGAAACUUCAAUUUGGCUCCUCAUUUUCCAUGCUGAAAAAUAUAUCUUCUCAAACUGUACAGGAUGGUAGUCUACAUGACUAUCACAGAGAUUCUAUGCCGUUAAGUAUUGGAGUUCAGGUGAGUAAUGUACGACAAGUAGUUACAGUAGAUACAGGGACUCAAGAAACAAGAUCAGAUGAGACUUCACUAUUACCUUCACAAGUUAAAAACAAAAAACUACAAGUCUAUCCAUCUAAACUUGGUGAACAAGUAGAAGAAGAAUUUAUACAUUCUCAAGGGAUCUCGACUUCAUUGACUGAGUUAACACAGACAGAUGAGAGUCUAUUAAAAAAUAUUAAAUGUUUCAAGUGUAUGUCACGGGGAAACGAUAAGAAAAUACAAAGUGAAUAUACAACAGUUGAUAAAGAUGUACAAUCGCAAGAAACAUCAGUAAAAACAAAACAAACAGCAUCAGCUACAGUGAAAUCAAAUUACUUUACACGUAUUCUUCAAAUGGAAACUAUUCCUGUUAAACUGAAAGCAGAAGAUGAAUUAGAUAUGUCAAAACAAUAUAUAGAGUUUAGUCAUAGAGCUAGGAAUGAAUCAAGAAGUGUUCAAACUGAUACAUUUUUAUUGAACACUAUUCAAUUGCCUGAAGGAAGGAUGGAAGUUGAUAGUGUUGGGAAAAUUUCGAAAAAGACUACAAUUGUUCAAUUGGAAAAGUUAACUACAGAUAAGUGUGUAGAUACUAUACCGUUUAAAAAAGAACUUGUGGAAUCUCAAACAUCCUAUUAUGAUAUUCUGAGAUUUGAUAGAAGAAAUGUUAAAUUGCAAAAAGGAAAACCAUGGUCAGAAGCACAAAUGCCAGAUAUUCAGUUUGAGACAAAACAUUCUUUAAUAAUAGAUUCAAGUGGAAGUUAUUCACCUCAACAAAAUUCGGUGGCAGUUAGUGCACGACCAACAACUACUAGUAUACUUCCUCAUGUAGCAUCAACAAGUAGAAACGGGAAUGGGAAGAGUAGAACGUUGUAUCAACAUUCGAAACCAGAUGUUAUAAGUUGGGGAGUACAGUUUGCACCGGUAACGCUUACUGGGGUAACACAAACCACUGAAUCUUUGAAACAUAAGUUAACUAUCGAUUCAUCAGUAAACGUGGGUGUACAAACUGAUGACAUUGAAGAUGACUAUUAUAUAAAAAGAGUUGUAACGACAAUAGCUAGAAAAGGUCUGUCAUCUUAUUGUCGUCGAGGUCCAGUAGCCAGGAAAAUUGUCGAACAUACAGAUCUACUGACAUCAAGUUUACCUAGUAACCUCGAUGAAGAGUUUGAUGAAGAAAUAACGGUUGGACCGAAAACAACAAAGGUAACAACUAUGCAAAAACGUGGAGAUCGUCGAGUAGUGCAUGAAGAACUACUUACAGAAGACUAUAGAGAAAGAGGAAGUUCACUUGACUCCCAUGUAGCCCACAUACGUUCUCCAAGAGAAACACACCUACGGGAUAUCGAUCUGCAUGAAAUGCAUGAACAUGAGACAGAUAUAUAUAGUGAUGCUGAAAUUUGUUUGCAGAACUUACUGAGAGUAUGGGGAGAGCAAUAUUUGCUUUCUAGACUACGAACGAUCAGCAGAUCAUCAGAACUAUCAGUUAGUCUUGGUCAAAGCAUACAAACGGCAGGAAAAUCACGGCUAGUAGAAGCAAAGACACAGUUUACAUCAACAGGUAAUUUGGUGAGUCACAUCAGAAAUCUUGAGAAUAUAGGAACACAGACUAGUGAUAUUCUCCUUACUACCCGCCCUUCGCACAAAAAUAAACGGAUACAGCGUGGUCAUAGCUUCAUCUCUGGAGGUGCAAAUCAGCCACCACAAACACGUAGUGCGUCGGCAUUAAGUCCAAUGUCACCGACAACAGAAGAACUGACAAGUCACCAUCGUCAACAUGGGAUAACAAGCAUGCAGACACACACUUCUCAUCCACUGAAUUUGGCAACUACCACAUUUACAGAGACUACACAAGAGCAAUCAACGUUCAGUAUAGAACACACAGUUCAAACUUAUGUUUGUCCAACAUGCGGAAGUCAAGCUAACAUUCCAGUGACUGUUCAUUCACAAAUACAACCGCAGGCACUUCCAAUAACGCAAUUAAAAGAUGCUCAAUCACAAACUCGAUUUAUAGGGCAAACAACAACUGAUAAUAACUAUACAUAUCUACCAACUUACCUAAGUGAUGACGAAGUAAUUCGCAUAAAUCAAAGUCAGAGAAUUGAGGACAAAGAAUUUUCGAUGGUGACAUGGCAUCCAGCAGAAACAAGAGAUACAGAACGCCGUAGAGACAGCGAUAGAAGUAAGCAAAUACGAGAUGAAGUAUGGGUUGAUAGUCCUGGGAAAUUGUUAGAACUCAAAAUAACUGGAGUAGUAGUACCUGGAACAAAUAAAAUUGUUAGUGCAAGUGAAGCAUUUUAUCGUGGCCUAUUAAGAGUAGUAUAUUGGGAUUAUGAAAAACUUGGACCAAGACAAUCAUCAAUAGAUUAUUCAACAGUCUCUAUACCACUUACAGAUGCAGUGAUUUCCAAAUCAGUUCGAUUAGCUAAUGAUAGAACAUCCACAGAAACACAACCAUCUUUGGAUGCUAAAAUAGUUUGGAGAACACCAGAAAUACAACGAAGUAGAUAUUUAGUACAUUCAAUUAGACCUGAUGCAGGUCAAAAUAAACAUGAUCCAAUUAAUUUGGAUAUUGCAUCAGCAAUACGUGCUGGUCUAAUUGACAAAGAAACCGGUCGAAUGUUGUUUACACAUUCUAUUUGUGAAUCAUCAUUAAGUACUGAUUCACCGAUAAGUAAAAAAGGUGAUAGUAGUUCUGAUCAAACGGAACAAUUAUUAUCUAUUAGAGAAGCAAUUGUUCGAGGAUUUUUAGUUGCUGAAUUAAUAGAACCUGAAUCAUCAUCAUCAUAUAUAACUAAACAAAGUAUACCACCAUUUAUUGUUCCAAGUACUAGUUAUUCACAUUCACCAACUGAUGUUGACAUUUGA